Messenger RNA from Sarcophilus harrisii (Tasmanian devil), 3577 nucleotides. RefSeq names its product death domain associated protein (gene DAXX). The coding region runs from base 1034 to 3463 and encodes 809 amino acids. Gene Ontology annotation, molecular function: histone binding. The record is from RefSeq and is a predicted model, not a curated record. The transcript has 10 exons. Lineage: Eukaryota; Metazoa; Chordata; Mammalia; Dasyuromorphia; Dasyuridae.
UCAUUUUUCUUGCUCUCUUCCUGGGAGUGCUGGUGUUAGAGGCUGCCUACAAGUUGUUGUGGCCAAACCCUGGGCAAACUGCUGGGGCUGACUGCUUGGAAACCUCAAAAAGAAGAGGAACGGGAGCUGCAAUCACUGAAUGCCUCCUUCCUCUCAAUCCAGGUGGGAAACUCGCAAGCAGAGAUUAAAAUCAUUUGCCCAAGAUCGUACAACUGGUAAGUGUUUGGGGCAGGACUUGAGUUCAGGUUUUCCCGAUUCUGUCCACUGCAAUACCUAUCAGCCUCAUCCCAAAGAAGGGAGACCGAGCUGCCUAAAGGAAACUAAGAGCAGGACUAGAACUCGGGUCUCGCGUGCACCCCAAGACAAGGAAAAGAGCCAGAAUGUGGAAAGGAGCCAAGUGGGAAGGGGCACACUCCGGUGCCCCAUUCUAGUUACCCCUUUCUCCUCCUCCAGAAUCCAGGACACGCGCUAGAAACAGCCAUCGGUCUCCCCAGCCUUCCCCUCCCAGCCCAAUAAACUGAGAGAGAAGCGUCAGUCUCCGCUUCUUUUCCUUUCUCUCCGCUUCUCGGUCGAAACCGCCCCACCCCCCAUUACACAGGAAGACAAACCUAAGGCCCUUUUAAAAGCCUCGUUUUCUCCGAGGCAUCGGGACGCCCCUCACCUCCCACCCCAACCAUAAACACCAAGUGCUGGGGUCCCGCCGGCCACUCCCACCGAGCCCCUAGGAUCCUCAGACGGAGGAGAGCGUCCGAGAAGAGAGGCCCCACGCCACAUCCCGCCAGGGGAAAGGAGCAUGGCUCCCCACGCUCUGGAGGCCGCCAUCUUGCCGUACGGCAGACAAGUCCCCGCGCCGGGGUUGUAGACCGGCUCUCUUCAUUCAGUUGCCACGGUGCCCUUUGAGUGGAGUGACGCUUAGAGUCGGCGUUAAAUACUUGGGCGACUCUAAGAAGCCGGAGGCCCUGGGCCGAUUCUCGGGGGCUGCUACAGACAGAGAGGCGGUCUGGAAGGACAGAGUGGCCGGGGCACGCAUCAAAUGCAGAGUCAAGAUGCCGUACGGCAACAUGGCCUCCUCCUUUCCCCUCAGGGACUUCCGAGUCUCCCGGCCUCAGAGAGACCCGUCCUUCCGAAGUACUCGGUCGGAUCGGGCCGAUGCAAUCACCGGGCGACUCGCCGUCCGCCUCCCGUAGAAGGGCCGAGCAGCAGGAUUCCUGAAAUCCCCAACACCCCCACCAGGGGCUUCGCUCCCCCCAUGGCUGUCGCUAACAGCAUUAUCGUGCUGGAUGAUGAUGAGGAGGAUGAAGCAGCUGCCCAGCCAGGGCCUUCCUCUCCAGCUCCAAAUCGGGUCCAACCACUGGCAGCAGCCUCUGAUUCCCUCCAGUCCAGUGGGGAAGGCAGCAGCAGUAGUGGGGGCAGCAAGAAAUGCUACCAGCUGGAGAACGAGAAGCUGUUUGAAGAGUUUCUUGAUCUAUGUAAGAAGCAAACUGGAGAACACCCUGAGGUCGUCCCAUUCCUCUGUAAUCGAAGACAACGUGCUCGCCCUACAUUCCUGGCCUCAGCUGAGCUCCGAAAUGUGCUCUCUAGAGUCCUUUCCCGUGCCCAAUCUCGGCCUACCAAGCUCUAUGUCUACAUUAACGAGCUUUGUACACUACUUAAAGCCCAUUCAAUCAAGAGGAAGGUGCCCCUGACCCCUGCUUCCACAUCCACUGAGCCCCCUGGGGAUGCUCCCCCUGCUAAUCCUUCCUCUAACUCUGCCCCUACUGAAGAAACUACUCCUGGUUCCUCUCGACCCAGAGGUUCAAGGAGGCAGAUCCAGCGCUUAGAGCAACUGCUGGCAUUGUAUGUGGGAGAGAUAAAACGACUACAGGAAAAGGAGCUGGAUCUAUCUGAGUUAGAUGACCCGGACUCCGCAUAUUUGCAGGAAGGGCGGCUGAAACGUAAGCUACUAGGACUCUUUGGGCGUCUAUGUGAGUUAAAAGCAUGUAGCUCACUGACAGGCCGUGUGACUGAGCAAAGGAUACCCUACCGGGGCACUCGAUACCCAGAGGUCAAUCGCCGUGUAGAGCGUCUCAUCAAUAGACCUGGCCCAGACACUUUUCCUGACUAUGGGGAUGUCCUUCGGGCUGUGGAAAAGGCAGCCACCAGACAUGGCCUCUGCCUCCCAAGGCGACAGCUUCAGCUCCUUGCUCAGGAUGCCUUUCGAGAUGUUGGCACCAAGUUACAGGAGCGGCGUCAUCUUGAUCUUGUCUACAACUUUGGCUGUCACCUCACAGAUGACUAUAGGCCAGGCAUUGACCCUGCAUUGUCAGAUCCUGUCCUGGCCCGAAGGCUUCGAGAGAAUAGAACCUUGGCGCUCAGUAGGCUGGAUGAAGUGAUCUCCAAAUAUGCAAUGAUGCAAGAUGAGAGUGAGGAGGGUGAGAGACAAAGAAGAAGAGCCCGGCUUUCCCAAGGAAAUUCUCCUCACAAUGAAGACCUUCCAACAGCAUCCACAGACUUGGGAGAGGGCCCUAGUGGGAAAAAGUCCACAUCCUGCCCCACUGUCUCCAAAAUUGAUACAGAUGAGGAUGAGGAUGAAGAGGAGGAGGAGGAGGAAGAGGAAGAGGAAGAAGAGGAAGAAGAUGAUGAAGAUGAAGAUGAGGAACUCACAGAUUCAGAGGAAGAGAUGGAAGAGAGGCAGGAGGGCCUAAGGGAGGAAGAUGAGCCAGGUAAGAAUUAUGUAGCUUCUCAGUCUCCAUCUCAAAGGACUACUGAGCAAGAGCUGGAGCCUGAACAGGGGAGCAAUAGUAGCAGCUCUUCAGUGGAAGAAGAUGAAGCAGGAAUGUCAGGGUCAUACUCCCUACCUCAAAGGAAAAAACCUGUUCCCAGUUGCCUUGAAAAUGAAGACAACAGGGAACAGCUCCUAUCAGAAGAGUUGUCCCAGGAUGUUGAAAGCCCAGCCUCCCAACUAUUUGAAUUGAUGAUUGAAGCCUUACCCUUGGACACAGUCCCCUCUCCUGAGGACAGGGAUCUCCCUUCUCCCAAGAAGUGCCCAGUACUUCCCCUCCCCAACAGCCUCCUGGAGAAUGGGGCAGCCACUGUUACCUCUACUUCCUUCAAUGGUGGAGUGUCUCCUAACACCUUGAGGGUUCCUAGUCCCCCUCUCAAGAAGUCUCGGAAGGAAGACAUGGCAGAAACAGAACUAAUUGGGUGCAGCUGCAUUGAGGUGCAAGCUGCAGAUGAAAGAGAGAACGGGAAGAGGUGUCAUUUCCCCAGUGCCCCCUUCCCUUUGGUUUCUUCCCUGCUUCCAGUUGCUGACUCUUCUACACGAGCAGAUUCGCCCAGCCAUGGCUUGGUCACCAGUUCUAGGUGUAGUCCUCCACCAUCCAGGCUUCCUAGACCACAAGCUACCAGGCCUGCAGUCCGCAAGAUGAGUGUGGCAACACAAUGUGAUCCCGAAGAGAUCAUCAUCCUCUCAGACUCUGACUAGCUGUCUGGCUUUCCCUGCCCUCAUUUCCCACGGUUUUGAUUUUUGGGGGGGAGGGGGAAGCUGAGCUGUACCCUUUUUGUUGGUGUUUUGAAAAUAAUAAAAACUUUAAAGGUU